AUGCUCGUAGCACCUGAACUUAUGAUGCACGUCGGUCCGCCGCCCCAAGAGGUGCUUGACCAACUGUGGCUGUGGAAACUCCUCAUGGCCGGCUUUACACUGGUCUUCAUCUUGCAGGUCGUCGCGCUGGAUGUCGCUGGCGCUCUUCUGACAGGUCUACUGCUCGGCUUCGGCUGGAUCAUGCUCAGAGAUGGUAUGACAGAGAUGGCCAAGUACGCGCUGAUUUACGCAGUGCUCUGUGGCCUGAACUUCUUUUUCGAAGUCUUGCCGCUGAUCAGCGAGAUCAGUGGCAGGGUGACAAGGAGGGCAGAGUUAGCCACGCCGACCAUAGAGGUAAAUGGAACCCGAGUGACAACCUACACUCUGGCAACACAGACGCACCCGUUUUUCGAUCCGCCUCUCGGUCUUGCGUACAACGCGCCGUCCUCGGGAGCCCAGGCGAGUUCUCGGGCUCUGCAAGCCAAAGUUGCUGCAAAAGGAGCCCCAAACGUUCCGACAAAGGUUGCUGCAAAAGGCAGCACAGCAGUUGGCCGAGAUGCGCCGAGAGGUGCAACGCUGCAAGCGACGGCCGAAAUGCCCAGCGAAGGAGUCAAUAAAGCAGCUGCGAAAAGCUCGAGCCCGGCGCCUGCGCCCAUUCCUAGGCUAACCCACGACGAGAGGCGGCGGCGCUGGGCCCUGACGGGCUCGGCUGUGGCUAGCAUGCUGCAUGAGAUGCUUGAGUUCGAAUUCGUUUGCGGAAAAGGAUGGAUGGAGGGAAUGCAGCGUUUGGUGGAAAACACGCCCCGGGACCACAUCGGACGCCGCUAUGGUUUGGAUGACUUUGCAGGACCCUUGCUGCGCGACCACUUCAUCCAGUGGACUUCCAGCCACUCGAGGGCCGAGAACUUCCGGAAGGUGAUCUUGCGCUUGGAGAUGAAGGUAGUGGUUGCAACGAAGCACCUGGACCUCUCGUACGACUGGACAUUGAGGCCGGGUGCUUUCCAAGAAAGCACAGCUAAGAUGGCCCGGCAGCUGGGAGCCACCGAGAACCCGCCCUUUGAUGGGUUUAUGCACAUGAAGAGGGGACUGCUCUUUGUUGGCUUGCCGCUUCGAUUGUACUUGGCCGAUAGCCCUCAUCUCUACGAGUUAAUCCGGCGCAUGAGAUCUCUGGCCGACCCCGCAAUUGCGGGUGAGGUGGUGUCUGUGUCGAACGUCCGGAAGGUGCUUGAUGCAGAUGGCUUCUGGGCUUGUUCUAAGUAA
Molecule: messenger RNA, 1239 nt
Organism: Symbiodinium sp. CCMP2592
Lineage: Eukaryota; Dinophyceae; Suessiales; Symbiodiniaceae
Source: the annotation of a GenBank genome assembly